GUGACGGUGCUUGUAGGCUACCUGAGGACUGAACCCUAACCUGUGGAUCCUCUACCAGCAGCAGCACCAUGGGGAUCACCACAUCCAGUCUGCUGGAUGAGACCAAAUCCAACUACAUCAAAGGCCAGGCCGAGGCCGAGUUGAAGGAGUUCACUCCGUACUACAGGAAGCAAUUCUCUCUGGCUCGUUUCGCAGAGGUAGAAGAUGACCUGGAGCAGCACAAAGAGAAGAUCACACAGCUGCUCAAACAGAGGGAGUCUCCGGAGGAGGGCGAGGUGCUGUAUGAGGAAAGUGUCCUUUUCUUUGACGAGACCAGGAAGUGGAAGGAGAGAUACGUGGUGGUGAGAGCCAACUACUGCCUGGAGUGUCAUGAUGGCCUGGAGACUUUUGUUAAAGGGAUCCCUCCCCGUCAGAAGCUGCUGCCUACAGGGGGCACCGUUCUGACCACAGAGGAGAAGUACAUGACCAUGGUGGACCAGUGUUUCCCUGAUGACACCAGUGUGAAGGAGGACUUUGCUCCUCCUCUGUCGGGGAUGCCGGGACAGUUCCCCGUCUACCUGCGUCUGCCCUACAGGAGAGACUCCUACUUCUGCUUCAGACAGGAGGCCAAACAAGCUGGCUUCCUCUCCAUCCUGUCAGACUGCAUCAGACACCAGAACCAAGACUUCCUGAAGAAGAAGACCUGUGAAGUGCAGGCCUUCCUCAAAGCCAUCCAGCUCUACAGACAGGGAAAAGGCAAAUACGAGGCCUGGGACAUGCUGAUAGGAAGUGAUGUCAGGGUGAUGGCCAACGUGGUGAUGGAGCAGCUGCUGCCCUCUCUUGAGAAGGACAUGCUGCCUUGCCUCAAAGCCAAGAAGACUGAGAAGAAGAGAGUCUGGUUUGCUACGGUGGAGGCGGCUUACAUCCUGGUCCAGGAGCAUCUGUUGGAGGGACUCUCAGCACUAAAGGAGGAAUGUCGAACGUCGUUCCGGCAGCAGGAGGUGCUCAUCCACUCCGACAUGGACCAGAUCCUCAACUCCAGGAGGCAGCUGGAGGAAAAAGUCCGAGCCAUAGUGUCGGAGCGAGCAGAGAAGCUGUGCUCCAAGUCCGUCCAGCCGUACCUGGCCUCGGUCCUGGAGGAGCUGAUGGAGCCGGUCAGCUCUGGCUUCCAGGAGGGACGGCAGUUGAGCCAACAGGCCAUGGACCAGGUGUUUCAGGACGUCCUGCUGCUGGCAGACAACGAGGAACUGAAGAAGACUCUGGCAAACAUGGCCAGACCGAACCUGCAGUGCUGCUACCAGAAGAUCGGCUCCCUGCAGGAGAAGCUUCAGCACCUGCAGGAAAGAUUUGGUUUCUCCAACAUCUCAAGAGUGAUCCACAGUGCUCAGAUCGACCUGCAGCAGCUAACUGAGAAUGCAGCCUACACCUUCGAGCAGCUGCUCCACAAAGCCGUCCAGGACAACCCCGACAACCCCAGCUCUGCCAUCGAGAAGGCCAAACACAGAGUUCUCAAGCAAUACGAUUAUGAUAGCAGCACAGUGAGGAAGAGGAUCUCCGGGGAGGCCCUCGUCUCCAUCACUCUGCCCUUCAUCAAGAAAAAUCUGGCCGCCACCUGCAAAACUGAGCUUCAGGGUCUCGAGCAGUCGGUCUACGCCGACCACUCCAACUACAUCGAUGUUGAGAACAUUUAUGAGAGCAUCCUCCUGCAAUCUCUGGACAAGGAGGUAACCAAAGUGGUGAAGGAGGCGGCCAGCCUGAUGAAGUACAACCUGUUCAACGACAGCAGAGACCUACUCAGUCAGUCCAGCCGCUCCAGCCUCUCCUCCCCGCCCGUCUCCACUCCGGGCAGCCCCGCCCUGGUGCUCGCCUCCCCCUCUAAAACCCCCGUUGAGGCCCAGCCCUUGUCUCCUCUUGUGAUCAACGGUCUGUCGUCCAGCCCCGAGAAGGAAGGGCAGCCGGAGAACAGCGUAGACUCGACGGAUGCGACCACUAUUGAGACGCCCCUGGGGAAAGUGGAACAAAAAGAUGCGGCUCAGAGUGUCGCUGUCAAUGAGGAGGUGGAGGCAUCGGCACUUAUAGCAGAUGAAGUCUUCCAAACUGUGAACGCAGAAGCAGAUACCCAUCCUUUAACGGAUACAUCCAGCCCGAGUGAGACACAGGAAGUUAACCUAGAAGUGUCUCCAGAAGCUGUGAUCAAAAAGGAAGAGAUUCCUGUCGAAACAGAAACAGUGGAGACGGCCGCUGAGCCUCAGGUGCAGAAGACAGAAGCUCCAAAAGAGGCAGAAAUCACUUUGUCAGAAAUCCCCACUGUUGUAGAAAGCAUAAAGACAGAUGUGGAAGAAGCAGCACAGAUAGAAGCUCCUGUACCAAGUUCUGAUCCUACAAAUGAACCAGUAAACACAGCAGAAGAGAGCACUGGUUGCCAAACUGUCGCCAGCUAUGAAGGAGAGACAAACUGUGGAGGUUCAGAUAUUAAGUUAGAGGUGCCCUCUAGCGGUGAAACAGCUGAACUCACAUCUGCAGACAUCAGCUUGGACAUGAAGCAACAGGAGGAAGAACCAGUGACCGUCUCAGAACCCAAUUCUCUGGACGUGUCGGUGGGAAGUGAGUCGGCCCCGUCAGAUGUGGAGUCCAUAGAGGAUGUGAAACCAACACAGAGCAGCGAGGACGAAGUCUCAAUGACCUCUGACGUCUUGGAGGACAAGGCCAACGUCAGCCAAUCACCGGUGAGCUCGGGUGAACUCGCUGGGGACAAAACCACGAGCGAAAAGCCGUCUCCUCAGGCACAGACCGAAGCUGUGACGGGCGGGGUUGAGGCAAGCGUGGAGCCAUCAGUGGAGGCGGAAGAUGCUACAGCCUCUCAGCCUUCUGAGACCACUGAAGAAGAAGAAAGCCCUGAAGCACAGCCCAUCGGCUGCAUCAAGGAGAUCCGUGACCUGGUGAUGGAGGUGAUCGAGGUGGAGGAGCUGGUGCAGCGCUACCCCAGCGGAAUUCCAAAAGAUGAGGAAUGAGGCCUCAUGACCUAUCACAACUGCAUUACUGUUUUUUCAGCAAGACGACAGACAAAAAUGUAUUCACGAUGUUCUGCUGAAGGGAACCGAAUCAUUGGCAGAAUAGAACGUUAAGCCUCAAACCUGGAGUCAAAACAUUUGUUCUCAAAGCAGAAGCAGGAAAAGACUCCCGAGAAACAUUCACAAAAGCUUCCAUGAACUAAAAAAAAACCAAAAAACAUAUGCAUGAAAUUUUGGUAAAUUAUUUAUACAAAUCAAUAUAUCAGUUGGGUCGGGUGUAUAAACCAAUUUGUCGGUUUCAGUGAACUCCUUUUAACACUACAAUUAUUUUAGCGCCAAAUGUUCUAGAUUGAGAACUUUUAUGUGAAGUUUGGGAAAAAGUUGCUUUAUGCUGUGGUAGAUUACAAAUCUAUUUCAAAGGAAUAAACAUUUUAAAGAAUAUUCUCUCUGAGCGUAGGAUGUGAAGAUGGAUAUCGAUCUCUGUAUAUAAUGUCUGUGUAUAAAUUGGAGUCAGGACAUUGUUAGCUUAGCUUAGCAGGGGAAAUAGCUAGCUUGGUUCUGUCAAAUACAAAAACACUCCUACAAUCACACCGCUGUUUAAACCGUCAGCUCUGUAUUACAGGCAGACAUGAGAUUUGUAUCCAUCAGAAUAUCUUAUCCGGAAAAAAAGCUAAUGAAUGAAUUCCCUAAAAUGCCAAACUAUUGCUUCAAACAAUAGUUUGAGUUUUUAAUCGUUUAGAAAUUACUAUAACAGAUAUUUAAAUAUAUUAGACCACAUGCCCUCCCACCAUGUCCAAAUUUCAUAUACACAAAGGUCUAAUUUAAAAGGUGCAAGAUACGACAUUAUGAGCAUUUCCAUUGCCUCUCAACAUGGCGAAGGCGAGCAGGGCGGCACACGGCUAAUGUUGCUAACAACGCUAACAGUGCAAACUGCGGCGAAAGUGCUGACAGAGCUGAUAGUGUUUACCUAAGAGGGAACUGGGAGGUUUGUGCUAUGCUUCCACGACGACGCCGUCGGCCUAUACGGCGUUAUCUGCAUUUUUGAGAGCAGUUCAGAGUGGCGGCUGUUAGCUAGCCAGUGGGGGGCGCUCACAUGCACUGAAAGCCACUUAGCAGGAAAACACAGAGAAGCUCAGACAACAACACAUACAUAGAGGGAGAGGGGCUUCAUUCUCUGCUCCAGUAGACUUUCAUCCUCCAUUUCUUUACAUCGCUGUUUGCGUCCCGAUUAAUGCUCUGAAUGUUAAAUGCAGCUUCUUUAAUGUGAUAAAUUUUUUACCUACUGAAGGACUUUCUUUUAGCUAAAAAGGAAACUAAAGAAGUAGCUCAUCAAAAUGCCUUUAACAGUACCUCCAUGUUGCCACCUCGUGCCUUACGUCACAAAAUGAAGGAAACCAGCUUCUGUCAUGUAGAAGCGGUUGCCGUGGAGACUGGUCCGAGUCUCUAUACAUGUGCCUUUACCUGUGUAAAGCAUCUUACACAGACAUGGUUAGUGGGACAGUUUACAUUGCGAGCACAGGGAGAAACAUUUGACCAUUUACUGUCAACCAGAUGACUGUUUGUUAAUGGAAACAUUGUGUGGAAAUAUUAAUAAAAUCAGAUUCUAAAAAACAAACACGCCCUCAAACUAUUUCUGUGUGAACUCGACACAAACAAUAAAUGGU
Molecule: messenger RNA, 4654 nt
Organism: Anoplopoma fimbria (sablefish)
Lineage: Eukaryota; Metazoa; Chordata; Actinopteri; Perciformes; Anoplopomatidae
Gene: niban1a
Product: niban apoptosis regulator 1a
Exons: 14
Coding region: 69-2990 (973 amino acids)
Source: RefSeq, a predicted model, not a curated record